AUGCGUUCGCUCUCAUGGAUAGGCUUGACUUGCGUGCACGCAGUUGUGGCUUUCUUCAACGCACUAACGUUAUACGGAUACUACUACUGGAACCUGCAGGAUACCUACCUCAACGUCCUUCUGGUAUCGUUUCAAAUCGGUUUGCCGCUCGAGAAUGGCCGUGCAGUCGCAAUCGUCCACAUCAUUAUGGCGGUCCUACACGGAUUCUGCAUUUUGCUGAUGCUCGGCGGAUCGAUCUGGAAUCGUUCGUUGGCUUUCACUCCAUGGGCUUCGUGCACUGCCGAGGUCAAGACCGAAGAAGUAAAAUCUUCAGAUCGAACACGUUCAAGAAUCACUCGGAGCUUCACCACAGUUUACGCUAAAGUCUCGGAUCGUCAUGGGCUUUUAGGUGUUAAUGGCAGGCACUUCCACACAAUUCAGCUAUGCCGGGAACUCGUCGAAACUACGCUACAAACCCGCCAAGCAUAUCGUAUGAGCAUGUUGCUACGUCGUGCACUACUUAACCGCAUCUACGUCGUCUUGAUCGUGAUGAACUGCUGGGCGCCGGCCAUUGUGAACACGUGGCUCUUUAAGGGUGACGAGGCUUGUAAGCGGUACACCAUCAUCCUGUCGGAUUGCGCUCUUAACCUCAUAUCGUACGUCGGUGUGGCGAUUAUCGUCAUUGUGGGGUAUACCGGGGACUACGAUCUGACACUCUGGGGAUUCGACUAUCUUACCUGGUACAACGAGCUUCAAAUGGUCAUCGUGGUCUCUUGGAUGGAUCUGGCGACUCGCAGUAUCUUCUCGUUGAGUCUGAUCGCCACAACUACCAACAUGAAGGAGCUGCUCCAGCGUCUACCGCAUAAGAAAAAUCGCAUUGGCCAGUCGGUCUUCACGGCUCCAUCAUCCUUCGACAUUGCAACAAUCAAAACUAUCCCGUCAACUCGUGGGCGAUUUUUCUGCUAUGACUCCAAGCUGCUGGCUCAAUUCGAAAAACUGACUUUGCACUCGGGUCACAUUCUAUUCGGGAUUUGGGGCGCAGUGGUGCUUGCAUUUCAUAUCCAAGCUUCGACGCAGCCAUUGCUAUCCCAAUGCCUAAUUCAUGUGAGACCGUGGGGUGUUUCUCGUCCGUCCUGCUUCUUGGCGGGGCUUGAUUGCUACACUUUGGGCAUAUCUGGUCUGGCGGAUGAAGUGGACAAGGAUUGGAGCGAGUUCGAUAGCUUCGCUGUGGUUCAAGUGUUGAUUCGACACUGUCCAGCUCUUGAAGUACCCGCUCGACUCAGCGAGUUUCACAGUCUCAGAGCGAUCAAAGUGUACAAUACGACUAUUGUAGAUUGGGGGAAAUCGGCUGCUCUUACAUCAACGAACCACCCAAACUUGCUGUCGUUGUUCCUCAUUCGAGUCAAUAUGACGGACGGUGUUCUCCCCGCUGGGUUUCUUACGCCCGACUUCCCACCGUCAGUGUACGAUGUGGAGUUUUGCGUUAGCAAUCUGCGGGAGCUGCCGGAUGAUUUAGAUACUAAAUGGCUCACGACAUCCGAACCUGGCACGGGCAACCCGAUAACUGAGAUCCCGCCCGGUGUGUUCGAGAUUGAUAAUACCUACCUUAUCGGAAUCAGCGACUUGGAUAUUCAAGAGCUGCCACGCAAUGUGACCAAGUUAUCUGUGGGCUUAGCUUGGGCCUUCAUGCGUGGAACCAAUGUGUCGUUCUUCUGGGACUGGGCUGUGAGCUCUCUUCCCUCUGGCGGAGGAAUGUUCCACUCUUUGUUUUACGAAGACAGCAUCAACGCCAUCAGCACUCCACCCCAGUUGAUAACGGUUUAA
This is a messenger RNA of Phytophthora sojae, 1803 nucleotides long. RefSeq lists its product as hypothetical. The record is from RefSeq and is a predicted model, not a curated record. The transcript is spliced from 4 exons. Lineage: Eukaryota; Oomycota; Peronosporomycetes; Peronosporales; Peronosporaceae. Bases 1 to 1803 code for a protein of 600 amino acids.